CAGCCAGGCCCGCAGCAGCCACAGCUGAGCAAGCCAGCCCAGAGCCCCCCACUGCGCUCCUGCCAGCCCCACGGGAGCACCAGCUCAGCCUCUGCUGCUGCCCAGGGCAUCCCAAGCGUCCUGCAGCGCGGAGCCGGACACGCUGCUAUGGGCCAGGCUGCCCUGCUGACAGAGCGCUCUCUCGCAGGACUGCCCUGGACAUGUGGGACAUGAUGAUCUCCACACCCCGGCCUCUGAAGAAGAUCUUAAGAAACCUGCGCAAAAGACUCCUGGUCAUAGACUCCAUGUUUCCCGAAGGCGUCAUCAGUGGGUCAGAAAGACCUGACAUGGCAAGAAAAAUACAGUCCCUCCUGCCACAAGUUGUGGGGUUGCUCGACUACAGCAACACAGAAGUGAAAAGGAGAGUCCUGACAUUCUUCUGCAGCGUGAUGGGACACCUGAAGAGGGAAGAGGCCAGGCCCACUGUCGAGCAGCUGGAGGAAAAGCUCCUGCCCCUCUUUGAUGAUGAGUCCAGCCAGCUGCGAGAGCUCUCCAUCUGCCUCUUCAGAGAGCGGGUGCAGUCAGUGAUGGCGCACGACAAGAAGAGGAUUAAGAGCUACGUGCACCGUGCACUGCUCCCCCUCUUCUUUCGUUUGAGCGAUCAGAGCAACAACGUGGCCAAGGCCGCCAGGGAAGCCCUCCUUGGUGCAGCAGAGCUCCUGAAAUGGAAGCAGCUCAGACACCUGGUGCGGACUCAGCAGACAUGGAGGAUUGGAGAGAGCUUGGUGAGAACAGCGAAGGCCCAGGCUGGACGGGGCUGCCCCACAUGUCUGGGCUGUGGGCUCUGCAGAUGUGCCUCGCCCGCCCUGCUGCAGCCCCGAGCUGCACCCUUGUUCCCUGUCCUCAAGAACAGAGCCCCCAAGGGCUCUUCCCUCUGCCCCACGCCUGGCGGGAAGGAGGACUCUCAGCACCCCUGGGACCACUCUGCUUGUGUCUGUCUCUCAGCCUCAGCCCAACAGGGCUACUGGCUGGGGGGCAGGAGUGGCCUGCGGGGAAAGGGAAACCUGGGUUACUGGGAGGAGGGACUGGUCCAGCCAGCUCGGGGUGGGCUGCAGACAGUGACAUGCUCACACCCUUGUGCUCUCUCCAGCUGGAGCGGGACAGGAGCAGGGCUCAAGAGCUCUUGA
Messenger RNA from Columba livia (rock pigeon), 1166 nucleotides. RefSeq lists its product as uncharacterized. Lineage: Eukaryota; Metazoa; Chordata; Aves; Columbiformes; Columbidae. The transcript has 4 exons. Gene Ontology annotation, cellular component: cytoplasm. The record is from RefSeq and is a predicted model, not a curated record. Bases 201 to 1166 code for a protein of 321 amino acids.